AUGAGUUCAAGUUUCACUGCCUACGAUGGGACUAUCGUGCACGCCCAAGGAGCUCUCCGCACUCUUUUCCAUCUGAUAGAAAUGGCAGAGCAGCAACCCAAUGCCGACGCUCUCAUUGAAGCUCGAAUCCAUGAAACCAUGAACCCAUUGAAAUUCCAAUUUUUCGUCAUCACCCACCUCGUCGAGCGAAUGCUACAGAUGCUCGCCGGACGGGAGCCGGUCGGUUCACAAGAUGAAGUCGCAUCUUAUGCUGGGGCCAAGGACCUGAUCCAACGAUUGCUGACAGCUCUCGAUGAAGCGGACAAAGAUACUGUUAACCGUAAUGGCCCUGUUAUCACCACUAUGAAGCUCGGCCUAGUCGAGCUCACCAAGAGUGGAACUGAGAUCACUACUACGAUGAUCAUUCCCAACAUCUUUUUCCACGUAUCGACGACUUAUGCGAUCUUACGGAAGGAAGGAGUUCCUUUGCUGAAGAAAGACUAUUUGUAUGCGUUUUUGCACCAGGGCAUCCUUCCUGUUCAAUGA
Penicillium malachiteum is the source of this 525-nucleotide messenger RNA. RefSeq names its product DUF1993 domain-containing protein. NCBI's taxonomy places the organism in Eukaryota, Fungi, Ascomycota, Eurotiomycetes, Eurotiales, Aspergillaceae. The coding region runs from base 1 to 525 and encodes 174 amino acids. The transcript has a single exon. The record is from RefSeq and is a predicted model, not a curated record.